Molecule: messenger RNA, 5331 nt
Organism: Papaver somniferum (opium poppy)
Lineage: Eukaryota; Viridiplantae; Streptophyta; Magnoliopsida; Ranunculales; Papaveraceae
Exons: 8
Coding region: 2213-4846 (877 amino acids)
Molecular function (GO): phosphoprotein phosphatase activity
Source: RefSeq, a predicted model, not a curated record
GUUUUGCAUCACCACCAGAGAGGAGCUCUCUGCUCCUCUCCAAUCAUCACCACCUCCAUCACCUGCACACCCACCUACACACAUCUUCCAUCUCCAUACCCUAUUUCACCACCUGCAUAUCCACCAUUACCAUAAGCACAACAUACAUCCACCAGUUCCAUUCAUCCACCUGCAUCUCCACAGCAUACUCGUCAGCACCUGCAUACAACCUUCAGCAACGCAGCAGUCCGGUUCUACCUUUUACUAUCAUUCGCCGCAGCCAGUAUCCGACAGUUCAGCUCAAGGCUACAAUUCAUCGCCACCAGUCUGUCUACAGGCGUCCCAUAUCAUCCGCAGCACAUCAUACUCCAUUACCUAUGAAAUACUACACAUGAAAUCAGUCUUCGACUAUUACGGUUCCAACCACCAUUGAUAUCAAGUCUCUGAGAAUAUAAUCCACGGUACCAACCUUCUUUUAAUUGAUUUGUUGAAUCAAUUUCACCAAAUUCAGAUUAACCUCACCCAUUUUCAAACCAAACAAACAUCAAUUCUUCACUAUCAUUCAACCAUAAGAUCACAAGAGCAUCUCCACUUGCUUGUUGUGAAAUCAGAAUCAAUUGACAAAACCCCCAAAUUUAUCUUUCAUUGAUGAAAACCCUAAUUUCAGUCCAUUGCUAAUUGCAUCUCGAUCAAGACCAGAUCUCAAUCAACCUGCGUCAGCGACUCGGGCCAUGAACAUCAACAAUAUCUUUUCAAAACUGAUUCAAAUAAAACCCUUACGAACACUUCAAUUUCACUUAGAUCUCAAAUAUGAGGCAAUUAGGCAAACCCAUCUUCAAUGCUUCUUAUUUUCUGUAAUUGUAUCCUUAUUCUUUCGUAUCAUCAAUCUCUACUGCUAACAGAACGAAGCUCUUGUAGUUUCGAACCCUAAUUAUUCUCCUCAACGUUCCAGAACUUAAAUCUCAUCACAAAUUCAUAGCAUCGAUUAACAACAGCUUCAGUUUCGACACUGAUUUCUUGUUCGCAACAAAACCCUAACCAAUUUCAUCAUCAGAACCUCAUCGAAUCAAUUUCAUCAUCAGAACCUCAUCGAAUCAAUUUCAUCAUCAAGCCCUUCUGCAUUUUCGUCGGUCAUCAUCUCUCGAUUUCAGCACCAGGAUAUGAAGAUGGUGCAUGGGGUUAUGCAGUUGUAAUUUUUGUGGAGGCAUAAGAAGAUGAAGUAGAAAAUAGAUUAGGUUUAGAGACUGUUCGGUAAAGUGAAAGGGUAUAACAGUAUCUUACGCUGAUAAUUAAAUUUUAUUGAGAUUUUCAAUAAUUAUUAAACGGAAGUCAAAAUUAAAAUGAGUCAACUCUGGUCAACGUCUUUUCUAGGUACCAAACACCAAGCUGGACAAAUGUUAGACCAAAUUCAUAAUUUGGACAAAAUCUGAGUACCAAAAACAAAAUAACCCUUAGAAAUACUGACAAAUACACUAUGAGGUGAAGGGGGUUCUGAUUCUGAGAAUGAGGUAUCAUCACAUGAAUCACCCAAAUCAUAAUUACUACACUCAAAAAAAGAUUUUUUGGGUUCACCCAUCUUCUUCUUUCUAUUUCCUUCUUCUUCUUCUUAUCUCUCAAUAAUAAUGUUAUAACAAAACAAUCCCACUAAUAUAACUCACUAAUAACUCACUAAUCAAAACGCUAACAAUAAUCACACUAACUAAGUUUAUCAUUAAGAAUAAAGUAGGUAUUUAAAAAAUAUCAGAUAAGGGGUGAUUAGAAAUUACUACAAAAAACCACCCCAAAAACUUGAGAGUAGUCCCCCCAUUUUUUGAGUAGUCCCCAAAAAACGGUUCCUAAUUUUGUCAUCCGGGUAAGGCUUGGUAAGAUGGGCUGGGCUUAGAUCAUAAUUUUAACCUCACAGUCACAGAUAUAUGUAUGUAUCCGAUUUGAUUGAGAUUUAUUCGACACCACCGAGAACAAAAAACCUAGGGCCGGAUUCCAAGACCGCAAAAUCUCUCAACUCAUUUAUGUCUGCGGAAGCUCUGUAGAAGAAGGAGACGACGAUUACAGCAACAGAGAAAGGGAUACAACAAUACAAGGAACCAACGGAGAACAGCUUUUUGGAUUGCGCAAAACAAUGGUCGAAUCUGAUUGAACUUUUCACUUCAUUGAGAGGAAGAAAUUAAAUAGAGGUAGAUAGUGAAUUGGGAGAAAACAGUUGGGGUUUAAACUCGAAGGGGGCAGUGGUUAAAUGGGUCCAUCUAAGAAGGCUAAUAGAAAAGCAACAGAUGUUUCCCAGAUUGAUACAGCAGAUGGUAUGGGGUUGCAAAUUACUGAAGAUGUUACAAAGAACAAGAAAACAAGUCAUGGAAGACGGUUAAAUAAUGAGCACGUCGUGCUUGCUCUGGCAGCAACAAGUGAAAAUGAUGAGGUGAUUCCGGAGACGAAGAAGACGGGAAAGAAAAAAAAGGGUGAGAGUUCUAACACCUCGAAAGAUGACAAUUCCGACCAAAAGCUGGUGGAAGAGAGUGCACAGAAGGAUACUGGCGAAAACUGCAGUUCUCUAUUAGAAAACGCUGAAACUGUGCCUGAGGUGACAAAUAGACCGAAUUCGGAAAUUGAGGUUGGGGUAGGUGAUCAUACUGUUGAUGAGAAUGAUACAGGUAAAAAGACAAAAACCAGGAGGAAGAAGAAGAGGCGUAUUGAAUCUCAAAAUGAUGUUCCAGAUAAAACUCCAAAGGUGGAAGUAGAGACAUCUUUGGUAGAUGGCGUGGAUACAGAUGCAGAUCUCACCCAAACUAUCUCUGAGAUGAAAAAUAGACCGCAUUCGGAUUUUGAAGUUUCUGGGCACCACAUGACUUCUUUGCAGACUGCAGAUCAAACUGGUGUUACUGAAGAUGAUGCAGGUAAUGCAAUAAAAACUAAGAGGAAGAGGAAGAGGCGUAUUGAAUCUCAAAACAAUGAUCCAGAUGAAACUCCACAGGUGCAAAUGGAGAAACCUUUAUCAGAUGGGAAUGAUACAGGUAAAACGAUAAAAACCAGCAAGAAGAGGAAGACGCCUAUUGAUUCCCAAGAAGAUGAGCCAGAUGCAACUCCGCGAGUGAGAAAAGAGAGAUCUUUAGCAGAUGUGAUAUCAUCAUAUAAGAAGCAGCAACAUGUAGUUCCUGUGUGCACGGAUCAUGAAGUCGAUAGGCCGUGCACCUCUGUAAAAAUUGAUACUGAUUCGAUGACAAAGAGUGAUUUACCUACUGGAAAUAAUUUGGUCUCAGUUGAGGAGACUAGUAGCCCCUCAAAACAUCAGAAGAAGAAAAAGAAGAAGAAGAAAAGCUUACUCGACUCCUGUGGGACACAGUUGUUACAGAGCAAAGAGCAGUCCCCUAGCUUGUCUCUGGAAGUUCCGAAAGCUAGUUCAAAGAAAAGUAAAAGGGAAAUCAAAUCAGAGAAGUCCUCUACCAUGGAUGUUUCCCUAGGUUUGUCUUCUGCUGAAGAUUGUGAUCCUGCAAGCAAGAGGAAGAGCAAGAAAAAGAAGAGAAAGGAGAUGCUAUUAGUAGAAGUCAGUAAAUCAACCAUAGAAGAACCUCAGCUCAAGCAGUCAAAAGAUAUAGGAGUGCACUGCCCUCUGGGUGUGGACAAUCCAAAAGAAGGGCCAAUUGUUUUUGGUGAAGAAACUCCAGCAGUAUCCGUAGAUGAGCAUUGCAAGGAAGAAGUUAUUCCUCUUUUGGCAACUAACAGCGACAUAAAAGAUGGUCUUGUUGAUGAAGGGAACACCGCUCCUGGGAGGUCAAAGAAAGAAAGGUGUAUUACAGAUAUUUCUUCAUGCAAAAAUGCUGCUAAUGAUUUGGACCAUGCCCAUAGCAAUAGGAGAAAAAAGAGGAAGAAUGAUACUCAUACUACCAAUGAAGACAUGGCUUCUGAGAGUAUGCUCAUAUGUGGCCCUCCUGCAAAUGAGGUUGAAUGGAGAGAUGAAUCUUGUGUUACUGGUGAGGGAAAUCUAGCAGGGAAUGUAACUCCUCUUUUAGGGGGAGAACAUGUUGAUGCAAAGAAAAUCCAUGUAUCUGGUGGAGAGAACUUAGAUGUAUCGUCAAAUGCUGGACUAGUGGAAGAAGGAACUCGGCAUGCUGUCUUGAUGGGGAAUAUCCCUUCUUCACCAGUUAGAACAUCUUUUAGUUGUACGAGGAAAAAGCUUCUUGUUCUUGAUUUAAAUGGUAUUCUUGUUGACAUUGUUUCCAACGUGCCUGAUGGAUAUAAAGCAGACACGUUUAUUGCAAGGAAAGCUCUUUUUAAGAGACCAUUCUGUGAUGAUUUCUUGAAGUUUUUAUUUCAGAACUUCAAUGUGGGUGUCUGGUCAUCAAGAACAAAGAGAAAUGUGGAUAGCGUGGUCGACUUUGUCAUGGGAGAUAUGAAAAAGAAUCUGCUAUUUUGUUGGGACCAAUACCACUGUACUGAUACAGGGUACAGCACUCUUGAAAACUGGCAGAAGCCUUUGGUAUUAAAGGAGCUGAAGAAAUUAUGGAAUAAGCAUGACCGGAGUCUUCCAUGGGAAAAGGGUGCAUAUAAUGAAUCAAACACGAUAUUGUUGGAUGAUUCACCGUACAAAGCCUUACGAAAUCCACCCCAUACUGCUAUUUUCCCUCCUCCAUAUAGGUUUGAGGAUGCUGGUGAUAAAUCAUUAGGUCCAGGAGGAGAUCUUCGUGUCUAUCUGGAAGGUUUACUCAAGGCUGAGGAUGUUCAAAAUUAUGUGGAACAACACCGUUUUGGUCAGCGUGCUAUCACUGACAAGAAUCCAUCGUGGGGAUUCUAUCUUCGAGUCAUUGGUAAGAAUGUGCAGACCAGAGCUGAUAUCUGUAGCACUUCCAAUCAGUUGCAAAUGGGUUCAAUAUCAUGAAGCUGGAGAAAAGGGCCAUAUCAGUUUUUCCUUGGUGUCGAAGCUACAAAGUCGCCACUGAUUUGUGGAGUUGCUCAAGGUCCCAAUAUCAGAGACCCGAAUCAGGGUAUGAAUCGAUCUCCGAGAUUUUUUUCAAAGGUGAGACUGAGUUAUGUCUAUAAUCAGUUCAGAGUGACUUAUUUUUUUCACAAUUGAGGAAUACAAUUUUUCCUCAGUUGUCGAGACAAUUAGUUUUGCAUUUCAACCUCACCUUCUCUUUGAAUAUGGUGAGAGAGGAUACUUCAUAGUUCCUGAGUUUUUUUUUUUAUUAUUAUUUUUUUGGGUUUUUGCUGUUGUAAAAUAGCAUGUCUUUUACUAUGAUCACUAGGAGUGAUUCUGCAUAAACUCAGGUUUAUGAUUGUUUUGGGAUUUAUUGUGAUAAUUUUAAACAGACAAGGUUGGAAUGUAAGUUCUUUUCAUGUACGAGCAAUUUUAUUUUGUACAAA